GCGACAGCUACUCAGGUAGGACCCUGCCGGGGGAGAGGCUGUAGAGCGAGAGCCAAGAUGGCGGAAGGUGGAGGGAAGGCACUCUAAGAUAAAUCGCCGUCCGAAAAAUAGGUGAAGAUGUCGGGGGUCCGGUUUCGGGCUGAAUGCAGCUGGAAGAGGCACAUCGCCGAGCAGCUGAAGCACAGAGACCGCGUCCAGAGACAGGCCUUCGAGGAGAUCAUUCAGCAGUAUAACAGACUCCUUGAGAAAGCAGACUUGCAAGCUGUUCUUGCAGAAAGACGCCAGACUGAGAAAUACGAUAUCCAGAACAGACAUGACCUGAGCCCAGGGGCGGAUGGGGGACGAAGUGAGACCCUGGUCCAGGAAAUGUCCCAGAUCCGAAUCAAACACCAGGAGGAGCUGACUGAGCUGCACAAGAAGCGCGGCGAGCUGGCCCAAAAUGUUAUAGAACUGAAUAACCAAAUGCAACAGAAGGAUAAGGAGAUCCAAGCCAAUGAGGCAAAGAUGCUGGAAUACCAGCAGCAGAUCGCCCAGCUGGAGGGGGAGUGCCGGGAGCUGAGGAGCAGCCUGCAGGACCUGGAGCGGGCCAAUCAGACCCUAAAGGACGAGUACGACGCCCUGCAGAUCACCUUCAGCGCCCUGGAGGAGAAGCUGCGCCGCACCACGGAGGAGAACCAGGAGCUCAUCUCCCGCUGGAUGGCCGAGAAGGCGCAGGAGGCCAACCGGCUCAACGCCGAGAACGAGAAGGACUGCAGACGCAGACAAGCCAAACUGCAGAAGGAGCUUGCAGAGGCAGCGAAGGAGCCUCUGCCCAUAGAUCAAGAUGAUGAUAUUGAGGUGCUACCAGAGGAGGCUGCAGAGCAGGCAGGGGACACCUCACCCACCAGAGGAGCCUGCCGUACACCCAGUAAGCGAAACUCCCAGCAGCCACCCGGAGGUCUUCUGGACUCCAUUUCUAAUAUCUUUGGCCUAUCUGAGUCUCCAAUUCUAGGGCACCAUAUUUCUGAUCGUUCCAGACGUCGCAGUUUGAACUCCUUCGGCAGCUCUCCGGAAAAUGCCGAGGCGCACACUGGGGUGUGCGUGGAAGUGCGGGUUCCCACCACACCGCUUCAUGUCUUCGAUGCCCAUGAUGGGGAGGUGAACGCAGUGAGGUUCAGUCCAGGGUCCCGGCUGAUGGCAACAGGAGGGAUGGACCGCAAAGUAAAGCUGUGGGAGGUCAUUUCAGGUCACUGUGAGCUAAAAGGAACUCUGACAGGAAGUAAUGCUGGCAUAACGAGCAUAGAGUUUGACAGUGCGGGUUCGUACCUGCUCGCUGCCUCCAAUGACUUUGCCAGCAGGAUUUGGACAGUGGAUGACCAGCGCCUACGACACACUCUCACAGGACACAGUGGCAAGGUGCUGUCUGCCCGCUUCCUACUGGACAAUGCGCGCAUCGUUUCAGGGAGCUAUGACAGGACACUUAAACUCUGGGAUCUGCGCAGCAAAGUCUGUAUAAAAACAGUCUUCGCAGGGUCCAGCUGCAACGAUAUCGUCUGCACUGAGCAGUGCGUCAUGAGUGGCCACUUUGACAAGAAAGUGCGCUAUUGGGACAUCAGGGCGGAGAGCAUUGUGCGCGAGCUGGAGCUGCACGGCAGAGUCACUUCCCUGGAUUUGAACGCUGAGAGGACGGAGCUGCUCGCCUGCUCCCGCGAUGACCUCAUCAAGAUUAUUGACCUGCGGACCAAUGCGGUGCGCCAGACCUUCAGUGUUCAAGGAUUCAAGUGUGGCUCUGACUGGACAAGAGUAACUUUUAGCCCCGAUGGGAGCUAUAUCGCAGCAGGCUCUGCUGACGGCACCUUGUAUGUGUGGAAUGUGUUGACGGGCAAAUUGGACCGGACACUAGGCAAGCACCACAGCUCCACUAUCAAUGCCGUGGCCUGGUCGCCCUCUGGAACGUAUGUGGUCAGUGUGGAAAAGGGAAGCAAGGCUGUGUUGUGGUCGGACCUGUGACUGGCUGAUGGACUGACCAGCCAGCUCCUCUGGAGUGCAGCUUUGUCAGAGACUGGGCUGGGCAGGGCAUGGGACUGCAGGAGAUAGGACUGCCUCGGACAGCAGAUCUCACCAGACCUUCUUGAAGAUUCCCCUGAUCAUUAUCCUGGAGAACCCGAGAUCCAGUUCAGAAUUGCCGUGUCAAACUUGGCCUGCAGUAUGGAGAUGUGAUGGAGUGUUUUCUUUUCGUACAGCAAGAAUCAGUUACCAUUCCUUGGAGUUUGAAAUUGUUUAAAUCUUUUAAACUCUCCUUCAACAGUUAGUUUUUGGACCUAUGGGAGACUGGUUGGCCAUUAGCUGUACCUUAGAUCGAAAAGCCAAUAGCAGAUAUUCUUUUCAAUGUAAGAAAGAUAAUUGCAUAUUUUGUCAAUUUGCAUGCUUGAACAGCAAGAACAAAGUCAUCUCAAAAGCAUCUUUCAACAAUUUUGUUAAACAAUCCAGGGUCUACAGAAAAGUGGUCUAAAUGGGGAAAAAGGUAGCAGAAUGUAAAUGUGCCUCGAUGACUAUAGCCAACACAAGAUGUAGUUGCUGAUGUCUGACAUCUUUAACUAGGUGUUUUGUGACCACACAGAAGUUCCCUCAAGUUAACCUGUUCUCUGAAUCCCUCUCAAAACAAAGUAUACCAGGCCCUUUUCAAAGGGUUGUAGGGUAAAAUUAUCUGCGCACAAUACGGGUGUUCAGGAGGUACUGACGCAAAGGAGAGGAAGCGGCUUAAAGACCUGUAACUUCUCACAUCUGAUUGCUCAGAGCAGUUUUUCAGAGCCAGUUCUCUUGUCAGAAGUGACAUGCAAGUUGUAUUAGUGAGCUUGCUUUUUAUUUAACCAAGCUUUAUCCUUUUAUGAAGCCACCGUAUCUAAAGAGGGAGGUGUGCAGGUUAAAGAAAAUGAGCACUUAAUAGUAAGCCUGUUAUCUCCAAUGUUUAUUUCUUAAUGUGGACAACCACUCAAGGUGCAAUUUCUUAAUUUAGUUGCUUCAGUUUGGAUUUUUUUUUGUUAAAGCAGGAAAGGAAUGAGUGGCCUUUCUCUGUUAAGUAGAUUCCCUUGCACCUGUUCAGAGGGGGCUCUCUUGUAGUUCUUGACUUUGAUCACAAGGUGGCAGUGUAUGCCAGUCCAGAGAAGCUGGUUAUUCAUAGGGAGAGUUGUUUAGUUUGAACUUUGUAUGAAGAUGCAACAAGGGUGAGUCUGUAACAGAGCUGGUUCAGAUCAUUAUGUAAAGAUGUAUGUAGACAGCUGGUUUUAUGUAAUUGACUAUUAAUGACUCCCCCACCAAACAAAAAUAAUACAAGAGUCACUGGUUGUGCUUUUCUUUAACUGCUGUGUGUUCAGUUUAUAUGGAAAACGGCAAAUGAGGGUUUGAUUUGGUGUUGUCCUCCGGUCAGUACUGAUUGGAGUUGUCUAAAAAGGUAACCCACAGCAUUCCAUUGUGAAAUAUUGCAUUUUGUUCAGUUCUGGCUCAGUGUUUGAAGACGAAUAUCCCCUGGGCAUUGAAGUCUUUGUACCACAUGAUGCCCCAAAUCAGUAAAGCAAGCAGUCAUGUUUCUGUCCUUGAACUGCACCAAGCAGUUUUAUUGGUUUAAAAAAUGUGCUAUCAAUGAGUGUUUUGAUCUCUGGUAGUUUAUGGAUUUUAUAGUAAAGAAUCAUGUUCAGACAUUACCUGGAUUAAGACAUGGUCUAGGCAUCUUUACAUUUCAAAAAUGUAUGUCCUAUCUCUAAACACCAGUACUUGUAUAGGUCUGAAUUUGACUGCUAGGUAAAAAAUUGAGAAUCAUGAAAUUCUUCGCUUAACAUACAGACUUCUUGCCUCUUGUCCUGUUUUUCUGAUGGUUUUGCAACUUAAUCUUUGCAUUGCAUCUUGAUACUCAGCGUUCUGCAGGUGUCAAAGUAUUCCACAGUGCAGAAGUCUUUUUCUGUGGUAUACGAUAUUGAAGAAAUGUACCCGAUGCCUUCUGUUAGCUGCUAAACCACUUCUGAAGUACUGCAUCUGUCGUACAUCGAGAAACUACUUCACAUCCACAGCGCUGUCUUAUGAAGAAAAACGGCUAGAUUGGAAUCAUGCCUACCUUUUGUAGGCAGCCAUAAAGAAACCUGUUAGAGGAGAUUAAAUGAUAAGGUCUGUGUGGCACUAAUUUGUUUUUACCAAAUGUUUUUAACCACUGCGUUAAGACAUGUUCCAAUGCUGUAACAUGCAAUUUGGAUUUUUUUAAAACAGUUGCUAUUUUUUUUUAAAUCCAUGGCCACCCAGUCUGUGUAUACUAGAUCUCUUCUAAGGAGGGUUGUGAGCCGUGUGUGCGGUGAUUGAGCUUCAGCUGUUCAGAUACUCCCAGCUGUUCAGCUGUCCUUGAACUAUCUGAAAUGCAUCGCUGGGGCCCAGGGGUGUUGUUCAGCUAGUCACAGCAGCUUUAGAAGGUGUUAGUGUAGAACUCCAGUUUAGUUUGUGGUGUUGAAUAUAAUGCAUUGUAGCUUUCCAGUUCAAGGAAUUAUAGAAGCCUUAACUUCUGUCUGUCUGGCUUUUUGAAUGGACAGUGGAUUCAGGUUCAAUCACAAAGGUAGUAGAUGACAGGAAGUGAUACCCCUCUUGUUUGAUUUGCUUGAUAAACCCUUGUCUCGUCUACCCAGUUUUUUUUUUAAACAGUCCAGAGUGCUAGCUGGAAUAGCUUUAUUCAGGGUAACUGCAACUCUGAAAAGAAGCACAUCCCGUUUUUCAUCUUUUUUGCAUUUUCAUUCCAGUUACUGUAAAGGUCAUCCCUCAAGGUCCGUUGGUGACCCCCUGGUACGUCUCAGCUACUUAAACUCCAAUUUCUACUACUUGGUAAACUCAUGUCGCGUGCAUGCUUGUCUGAAAACAGUGUAUAAACCCGAUGUAGAUGUUAAAGUGAUCAAUUACAAUGGGUGGGACUCCUGUCAGGACCCUCUCCUUGACAAACUUUUCUUGCUUUUCUGGAACUCAUGUUAUGGUGGGGAAAGUGUUGACUGCCCUUGGCCUUCUCAAUCACUAGCACGUGUUUAAUUUGUCCUUUCAGAAGUAUGGCCACAGUAGGUUUGUGAAAGGUGUUUCCUUUUUAAACAUGCACCUUUGUCCACAUCCCCUGUAGUCAAUGAACAGUCUGACACUUAGCCAGAGUUCAUCUAGUAGCCAGUUACCCCACCUACUGCACAGCCCUUUUUCCCCAACUGAAUUUGGGAGAGGCAUCUUUCAUCACUGCAGUUCCCGGGCGAAGUCCUAAAUCCUAAAUACAGCACUCUGGUUCAUAAGCGUCAAUCCUGCAUGUGUUUUAUAUCUUUGAAUCAACAUGGGUUUAAAUUUGGACAAAUCAGUUUGGUAACUUCUUACGUAAAUAAGAGUGAAAGGCACUGCUUGUGACCCUUUAGAAAGUGACUGGACCCCCAUUUCCAAAAUGGGUGUGUAUAGCAGCCACCUCGAAGUAAAGUGCAAUAUGUAAUGAUUGGUCGUCCGCGGGAAGAUUUCUUUUCUUGAUGUAGGUCUUUGUAAUGGGUAAAAGUCCAUGUGAAAAGCUGAAGCCUGCUGCCCAUUGGGCUGUCAGAUGGGGUCUCCCUCUCUGAGCUGCCUCCGAGUCAGAGUGUCCCUGUCUAAGGCCAAUAACACUCGUGGUUUGGUUGCACUUUAUUUGAAAAUGUAUUUGCAUUAAAGAAAUGUGUAUUCCCUGGUUUGCUUCACUGUAAAUAAAUAUUGCAUAUACUCUUUAAGUUAAACUAAA
Lepisosteus oculatus (spotted gar) is the source of this 5743-nucleotide messenger RNA. RefSeq names its product ATG16 autophagy related 16-like 1 (S. cerevisiae) (gene atg16l1). Gene Ontology annotation, biological process: autophagosome assembly; negative stranded viral RNA replication. NCBI's taxonomy places the organism in Eukaryota, Metazoa, Chordata, Actinopteri, Semionotiformes, Lepisosteidae. Gene Ontology annotation, molecular function: protein binding. Gene Ontology annotation, cellular component: autophagosome membrane. The record is from RefSeq and is a predicted model, not a curated record.